AUGUCCAAGAUCGAAAAGCUGUCCGUCCAAGGCAUCCGGUCCUUCGGGACCGGCAGUGGCCGUGAGACCAUGCAAUUCUUCACGCCCCUAACCCUCAUUGUCGGUUACAACGGUUCGGGCAAGACGACCAUCAUUGAAUGCCUCAAAUACGCCACCACUGGCGAGCAGCCCCCCAACAGCAAGGGCGGUGCGUUCGUCCACGACCCUAAACUCAUCGGCGAGAAGGAGGUCCUGGCGCAGGUCAAGCUGGCAUUCACCUCGACCACCGGCGUUAAGCAUGUCGUUACGCGAAGUCUUCAGUUGACAAUCAAGAAAACCACCCGCUCCCUCAAGACCCUCGAGGGGUCGCUAGCGACGAACAACAAUGGCGAACGGUCCGUUCUCUCGACGCGAGUGGCGCAGAUGGACGAGGCCGUCCCCGCUCUCCUCGGCGUUUCGACCGCCAUUCUGGACUACGUCAUAUUCUGCCAUCAGGACGAGUCUCUGUGGCCCAUGAGCGAGCCCGGCGCCUUGAAGAAACAGUUUGACCAAAUCUUUGAAGCCAUGCGGUACACAAAAGCCAUUGACAACCUCAAGGUCCUCCGGAAGAAGCAAGGCGAGGAGCUUGCACGCCUCAAGAUACACGAGAGCCAGGACAAGAUCAACAAGGAGAAAGGCGACCGCGCCGAGAAGAGAUCCAUGGAGCUUCAAGCCGAGAUUGAGGGAUCAAGGGAAGCAUGCAACGGCAUGAAUGAUGAGAUGGCCGAGCUCUCGGCGCAGAUCAAGCAGAAGCGGCUCGAGGCCAACAAGUUCUUGAACAUUGUUAAUGACCUCAAAUACAAAAAGGAGCAGUUCAAAUUCCGACAGGGCGCCAUCUCGGAUCUUCAGACAACUCUGGAGGAGCUCGAAGAAGACGAUGAGACUCUGCAAACCAAUUUAUCACAGUAUGAGGAGCGCAUGGCACGCUUCCAGACUGAAGAGCGCCAGAACAGAUCGCAGUACACACAACUCCAGAACGAUCUAGGCAGAUCAAGGAAUGACUUGUCGGCCAAACUUUCCGAGAAGGGCAAGCAUGAGUCGGACAAGGACAAGUACGAACGUCAGCUUGCCUCGCGUGUCGACCUGAUUCACGAAGCUGCAGAGCUGCACGGCUUUCGAGGUUUUGACGGAGACCUGAAAGACACGCAGAUCAAGUCGUUCAACGACAGGAUUCAAAAGCUUCUAGGCGACAAAAAACGGGAUCUCGAGCGCGUCCAGAAGGAAAACGCUCAGGAGCUUGACAAGGCCACUGGCAUCAUAACUGACCUCGAGGGCCGCAAAUCUACCAUGACUCAGAAUCGCGUGUUCGCGAAGCAGCGCAUGGGUGCCAUCGAGAAGCGGACCGCCGUCAUCCAAAAUGAUAUCAACACAUUAGAUGUCGAUGAAAGUGCCAAGGCUAUAUUGGACAGUCAAUUUGAAGAUAUUGAGGGCCGGCUGGCGAAGACGACUGAGUCAAUCGAAAGCGCCGGGUUCGAUAGUCAAAUCGAGCAGGAAAACGAGAAGCUCUAUCAAUUGGAGAGUGAAAACGACAAACUGGGCCGAGAGCUGAUGGAGGCCACGCGUCUAGCUUCCGAGCGAGCCCAGCUGGAAUACCGGAAAAAGGAGCUGAUUGACCGCAAGAGAAAGCUGGAGACUCUCACAAGCACGUGGAAGGAGAAGCUUGACGCACAGAUCGGCAGUGAGUGGCAGGCGGAGACAAUUGAACCACAGUUCCAAUCAGUGCUCAAAAAGCAGUCGCAGCUUGUUGCACAGACGCGGCAAAAACGGGACAUGGCACGCGAGAAGCAACAAAAAAUUGACUUCAGCCUGAAAUCAGCGCGGGACGCGCAACAAAAGAAGUCAGACGAGAUUUCUCGCUGUCACGACAAGGUCCUCGACGUCUUAAAACAGGUCAGGGAUGAGGCCACCAUCGACGACUAUGCUGAGGAGGUCAAACUUCUUGAGGAGGAUGUCGAGGCCUACUCGACGGACAUCAGCCUUCUGGAGGCGUUGUCUGAUUACUACAAGCAAUGUCAGGAGACAUUGACCAAGAAGAACAAGUGCAAGCUAUGUGACAGAGGUUUCGACGACAAACAGAGCGUCAACAAGUCGCGUUUCUCGGACAAGCUUAUCAAGUAUCUUGACCCUUCGAAGAAAGAGAAGGCCAGUGAGGAUCUCGACAAGUCCAAGGCGACGCUCGAUAAGUUACGGCAAGUCAGAGUUCAUCACGAAACGUACGAGCGGUCACUAGGCGAGCUACCGGGUCUGAAAGAAGCGUGCAAAACUCUUGAGGCCGAGCUCGAGACCCACGAGAGGCAGCUUGAAGAGCAUGAUGAGAAUGUCAAUGCCGAAGAGGCGAAACAGGCCGACGUUGAGACCUUGAAUAAGACAGUCAUGAACAUCUCUCAGACUCUCAAAGACAUGAAGGAUUCCGAGGCCCAGGUUGAGCGGAUCAUGUCGCAACAGUCAUCUGGCAUGGCUACGCGAACUGCAGAUGAAAUACAUGAGCUGCAGGCAACCUGCAAAGAGCAGAUGCGUUCGACGAAAGCUCGACUCACCAAGAUUACAACUGACCGGCAGAGAAUGCGAGACCAGCUCAACAGCCUAGAACUAGAAAAGAGCGAGUUGAAAAACAAGCUCAGUAGGGUGCAGAGUCAAUUGGAGCGCAAGAAGGACUUCCAGAACCAGAUCCAAACUUUGAAAGAGGAUCAGGCCAAUCAACGGGAGCUCAUUCAGAAGGCUGACCAAGAUCUGGAGGUCAUCGAGCCUUCAAUCGCAGAGGCUCGCGCAGUGCGGGAUGAUACGCUCCAGCGCGGCCGCGCGAAAGAAAAGGCCAUCGUAGAGGAGCGCGAUUUGGUUGCCAACUCGGUUACUGAACUCAAGAUGGUCGAGAGCGACAUUCAGGACUACAUGGACCGUGGGGGGCCUUCGAAUCUCGCCGCGAACCAGCGCGCCAUUGAUGGCCUUGAAAAGACGAUUGCGGCCACGGAACAGGAAAUAUCCGAUCUCACGGUCCGGACGAAUAAGUUGAAGCAAGACAUCGAUAAUGGCGACCGGAAGAAGCAAAACAUCAGCAACAACCUGAAGUUCCGCCAGAACAGGCGUCAACUCGAUGUGCUUCGCGCUGAGAUUGACGAUCUCCAAUCCUGCGACGCCGAUGACGACUACGACCGGCUCAAUGACGAGGCAGUCCAACUAGAGAACCGUCACAACAUGCUAGUAGCCGAACGCGGCUCCCUCAUGGGCCAGAUGAAGACCAAGGACGAGGAGCUUGCGCGACUUCUUGGCGAGUGGGAAAUGGACUACCGGGACGCUUCCAAGAAGUAUCGAGAGUCCCACAUCAAGGUCGAGACGACCAAGGCGGCGAUCGAGGAUCUCGGUCGCUACGGCGCCGCGCUCGACAAGGCCAUCAUGCAGUACCACGGCCUCAAGAUGGAAGAAGUCAACCGCAUCGCUGGCGAGCUGUGGCAGAGCACAUACCAAGGUACCGACAUUGAUACGAUUCUCAUUCGGUCCGACAACGAAGGUGCCACAGGCCGGCGCUCGUACAACUACCGCGUGUGCAUGGUCAAGCAGGACACCGAGAUGGACAUGCGCGGGCGCUGCUCAGCUGGCCAGAAGGUGCUCGCCAGCAUCAUCAUCCGCCUCGCGCUGGCGGAGUCUUUCGGCGUCAACUGCGGCCUCAUCGCACUAGACGAGCCGACCACCAACCUCGACAAGGACAACAUCAAGUCUCUCGCCGAGAGCUUGCAUCACAUCAUCAAGUCACGCCAGGCGCAGAGCAACUUCCAGCUCAUCGUCAUCACCCACGACGAGGAGUUUCUCCGACACAUGCGGUGCAGCGAGUUCUGCGACAGUUUCUUCCGCGUGAAGCGUGACGACAAGCAAUGCAGCGUUAUUUCGCGAGAGAGCAUUACGAGGGUGCUGUAA
Messenger RNA from Verticillium nonalfalfae, 3927 nucleotides. It is a transcript of the gene RAD50, whose product is annotated as DNA repair protein rad50. Gene Ontology annotation, cellular component: Mre11 complex; condensed nuclear chromosome; nucleus. The transcript is spliced from 2 exons. The coding region runs from base 1 to 3927 and encodes 1308 amino acids. The record is from RefSeq and is a predicted model, not a curated record. Gene Ontology annotation, molecular function: double-stranded telomeric DNA binding; single-stranded telomeric DNA binding; ATP hydrolysis activity. Lineage: Eukaryota; Fungi; Ascomycota; Sordariomycetes; Glomerellales; Plectosphaerellaceae. Gene Ontology annotation, biological process: chromosome organization involved in meiotic cell cycle; double-strand break repair; telomere maintenance via telomerase.